AUGUAUGGCAUUGCUCAUCCCUGGAACUUCUUAUGUCAACGAAAAUAUUGGUUCGUUGUAAAGAAGAAGAUUCGUAAGAAACAAGUUAAAGGCGUGAACUUCCACAUAUUCCGAAACUUCAACGAGCCCGAUUGUCAUGCUGUAGAAAACGUAGAUCUGGAAAUCCAUAAAGGAGAGAUCACUGUGUUGUUGGGAGUCAACGGUGCUGGGAAGUCUACUCUUCUGUCCAUUGUUACAGGUGAGCUAAAGGGCGAUACCAUUGCCAGUGGAAAUAAAGACCAUCUAAUGCGAGCCCUUGACUUGAUAGUAUGUGCCUUGAUAGGAGAUGCUGAUGUGUUGGUGUUAGAUGAACCCACUGCUGGCAUGGACUCAAAGAUGAGGCAUAGAGUUUGGGACUUGUUACUGGCACUUCGUAAAUAUAAAACACUGCUUGUGGCCACCACUGUAAUGCGGGAAGCAGAUGCUAUAGGUGAUAGAAUAGCAAUAAUCAACAAAGGAAGUCUGAAGUGUCACGGAUCUCCUGCAUUCUUGAAGAGUGCUAUUGAUCAAAUGGAAGACCUCAUUAAAGGAUUUAGACUGCAUAUGUACCAACUUACUGUGCUUAUGAAAAGAGUUUUUACUUUCGUAUGGUUUCAUAAAUACCAGUUCAUAUUGUUGCAAGUCCUUGUACCUUUUAUAGCGUUCAUAUUAGUAACAUUAUCAUCAAAUACGUAUGGUGUGCGGGCGAAGACCACAAUGCUGACAUCUAAUGACAUUCCCAACGCGACAGUAUUAUACCAUCCAGUUGGAUACAGGCGACUUGACGUUUUCAAUCCUUUAAUAACACAUUACCCGCACGUCAAAUUUGCUUCUUCUAACAACCUACACGAAGAUUUCCAGAAAAUUAAACAGAAAACCAAAUUCGGCUACAAGAUGGCUGGCAAUCGCACGGAUAUUUAUUACACAUCCGAUCCGUUGUAUAAGAAAAACACAGCAUCAACCGCUGUUAAUAUAUUUAGCAACAUGUUUAUGUCCUUGCAUAUGCCAUACGCGAGUAAGGACCAUCAUAUUACGACGUCUAUCGAACCCUUGCAAUUUAAAUCUAGUCAAGGGUUCAAAAACUUAUACCUUUGCUUUGGUUGGGCCAUGUGGGUUGUGUUUCGGUUUGUUUUACCGCUACUUCUUACUACACUACACGAGUUAAGCAAUGCUAACGUCAUUACUAUAGCCAUUUAUGCGGUUCAGUUUUUGGGCUAUUUAAACCCUAUCUUCGGUUUUGCUAAUGGAAUGUAUUACGCGGCUUAUGUAGCAAGAAAUAACGCCUUUUGUAGGGCAAACUUUCAUUUAUGCCCUAACUUCCCCGAUGACUUUAUAUUAACUAAAACUAAGUGUUGUGAUAAUUCUAAUGUUAUUACAACGACGAAUUAUACAGAAUGUAUGGUCUCGUAUAGUCAAUUACAUGUACAAAGCUCCAGCGAAGAGAUGCACUAA
This is a messenger RNA of Pectinophora gossypiella (pink bollworm), 1470 nucleotides long. RefSeq lists its product as uncharacterized. Gene Ontology annotation, molecular function: ATP hydrolysis activity; lipid carrier activity; ATP binding. NCBI's taxonomy places the organism in Eukaryota, Metazoa, Arthropoda, Insecta, Lepidoptera, Gelechiidae. Bases 1 to 1470 code for a protein of 489 amino acids. The record is from RefSeq and is a predicted model, not a curated record. The transcript has 12 exons. Gene Ontology annotation, cellular component: membrane; intracellular membrane-bounded organelle. Gene Ontology annotation, biological process: transmembrane transport; lipid transport.